Molecule: messenger RNA, 1546 nt
Organism: Rhincodon typus (whale shark)
Lineage: Eukaryota; Metazoa; Chordata; Chondrichthyes; Orectolobiformes; Rhincodontidae
Gene: cog2
Product: component of oligomeric golgi complex 2
Exons: 13
Coding region: 131-1546 (471 amino acids)
Biological process (GO): intra-Golgi vesicle-mediated transport; Golgi organization; protein transport
Cellular component (GO): membrane; COG complex
Source: RefSeq, a predicted model, not a curated record
GCGGUAGAGGACGCUGUAGACGGAGGUCUUGGGAUGUGACACCUCUUGUUUCUCCUACACCCUCCUCAGUCCCGGCAGCUGCCAUGUCGACAGAGGUUUAGGCCGCGGCUUCGAUGAAAACUGACGGAGCAUGGAGCUGCGGCGGGCGGCCGGGUCGCUCAAUCUGCCCAUGGGGCCUGACUCGCUCUGCUUCAAUAAGGAUGAGUUUAUGAAGGAUGAUUUUGAUGUGGAUCAUUUUGUGUCUGAGUGCAGAAAACAUGUUCAGUUGGAGACACUUCGGGAUGAUUUGGAACUUUAUUAUAAGCUCCUGAAAACUGCUAUGGUAGAACUGAUAAAUAAAGACUAUGCAGACUUUGUCAACCUUUCUACCAAUUUGGUUGGCAUGGAUCGAGCUUUGAAGCAACUGACAGUACCAUUGGGCCAGUUGAGAGAAGAGGUGAUGAGUCUCAAGCUGGCGGUUAGUGAAGGAAUUCAAGCCAUUGAUGACCGUCUGCUUAAAGAAGAUGACAUCCGAAAGAAAAAGAUGUGUGUGUUAAGACUGCUUCAAGUAAUCCGAUCAGUGGAGAAAAUUGAGAAGAUCCUUCACUCUCAGUCUUCCAAAGAGGCUUCCCCCUUAGAAACAAGUGGCCCUCCCUUGGCAGGGCAGAUGCUGGAAAGAAUUGGGACUGAAUUUAACCAGUUACAUUUUCAUGCUGUGCAGAGCAAAGGAAUGCCCCUUUUGGACAAAGUGAGACCUCGAAUAGCUGGAAUCACAGCCAUGCUUCAGCAGUCCCUGGAAGGGCUGCUGUUGGAAGGCCUGCAAACUGCCAAUGUUGAGAUUGUACGUCCUUGUUUACGGACAUAUGCGACCAUAGACAAAACGAGGGAUGCAGAAGCACUGAUUGGUCAGGUGCUUGUGAAACCAUAUGUGGAAGAGGUAAUUGAUGAACAAUAUGUUCAGUCCGGGACAAAUGGCCUCAGAGAAAUGUAUGGAAAGCUGCUAGACUUCAUUCCUAACCACUGUCGGCUCCUCCAAGAUGUGACUGGAGGAGCAGUAAUUGGUGAUAAGGCAGAAGUGAUUCCAGGCUAUGAUUUUACAGUGAAUUCAGUCUGGCCAGAAAUGGUACGAGGUUUAGAAGAAAAGGUGCCUUCGUUAUUUAAUCCAGGAAAUCCAGACAUGUUCCAUGAGAAAUACACAGUAACUAUGGAAUUCGUUAGAAAAUUUGAGUGGCAGUGUGCAUCCCAAGCAAGUGUAAAGAGACUGCGAUCACACUCGGCAUAUAAGAGUUUCAACAAUAAAUGGAGCCUGCCUGUUUACUACCAGAUCAGGUUCAAGGAAAUUGCUGGAAAUUUGGAGACCUCUAUGUCUGAGGGUUUAAAGGAAGCGCCAGAUGGAAGUGAGUUUAGGCUUUCAGUUACUCACAUUCUGUGGCAGAACCUUCUGAAAUGCUGGGCUGAUCACGUCUAUCUCCCUCCACUUGCUCACCGCUUCUGGAAGUUGACUCUGCAGUUGCUAGCACGUUAUUCUAAGUGGAUAGAUGAGUUGCCUUCCACGGUCCGAAGAUGA